GCCCGGCCGGCGUGAUUGCCCUGGCCCUGGUCGCCAUCUGCCCUCCGCCCCUUCCCCACUCGCCGCUCCCUCCUCUUCGCUCCCGCCUCGUCCCCUCUUCCCUUCUUUCCUGUUUCCCUUUCCAUCCACUCCCCCGCAGCCAUGGCGGCGAGCGCCCUCUCCGGCCUCGGGCAGGCAAUUUCCGGGUCUGCUCUAAGCCUUGUCUCAAACUAUGUUGAUCCCAUCGGCGGUGUUCCCCUUCCAAAUUGUCCGACCGAUACCACUUCUCUGGGCCACAUGUCCUAUCCGACGGUGGUCUUCCUGAACAUCACCAUGUUCUUCAUGUGCGCGGUCCUGGUGGCCGUCACCAUUUGGAAGUACAACAGCGUGGUGGUCUUCAACCUGAAUUUCCGCUAUCCUGAGAACAACAACACGCUUUGGGCCCUCUUUUUCGGCGUUGUCGGCCUGCGCGCCAUCAUCGAGGCCAUCCGCUACAGCAUGGACAUCGUGGAAGAUAGCUCCACUCUGAAUAUGGCCCUCUUCUUCACGUCGCUCGUGCUGGAUGGCUUCGGCGCCCUGGCUCUGGCCUUGACUCUGGGCUACCAAUACCACUAUCGGUCGGGCAACACCAGUCCCGACUCGGCGUCCGGCGUCUUCGCCGGUAAGAACCCCUCCCUCGGGCCCUCGUCCUACAAUGAUUACGCCCCGGUGAACAACCACCACUCGGAUGGCCAGCACCCGGACUACGCCCCCUAUGCGGCCGCCGGGCCGGGCGACUUCUCCGGACAGCCAUCCUCCGGUCUGAUGCACCAGGUCUCCUAUCUCUUCCGCACCUACUUCCUCAGCUGGGAGACCCUGUACUUUUUCCUCUUCGUGGUCUUUCUGGUGGCUGCCUACCUGAAUGUGACAUUCAAGAAUGAGCCCCCCUACUACUGGUUCUUCUUCGGGUCGUGCAUCCUCCUGCGUAUGCCGGCACUGGUCCUGACAUACAUCAUUACCACUUCGCCGCAUGGACUCUUUGCCACUUGCCGCGGUGGGGACUCCACGGUCCUGUACAACUCUCUCGGGAAUGGGCGUGGCGUUGGCCCGACUGGCCGGUCGGCCGCCACCAGCGCCGCCAUCACCGAUGCCUCCUUCACUCCGACCACCAAUGCCAAGAUCCUGCUGGUCGUGGGAUUCCUGCUCACCCUUUUCAUGACCUUCCCGUCGUCCAUCUGGGCCGAGCUUAUCCUGCCCCUCUCGGCUCCGGGGGGGUCUCCGUGCAUCAUCUUCUUCGCCAGCUGGCUGGACAUCCUCUACUCCGGUGCCAUUGUUGGCGUCCUGUGCUUCUUCUUCUUCCUCCGGUCGGAAUACCUGCGCAAUCAUGAGGAGUCGGUCUGGCGGACCAUCAGCCGCAUCCAGGACUACAUGGACUUCAGGCGGUUCUAGUCCACUCUUCUCUCUCUCUCUUUCCCCACCCCUCCCCCCUGCUACCCUUCUGGAGGAGGGGCGAGGGUGGAGAUUCGGGGCCGAGAACGGCAGGCAAGAGGGGGGAAAGUCCAUCCGCGAGAUGUGCCCCUCCGCGUGCUUCCCAUCCUGCUGGCAGAUCUUUCUCGCGCCUCCUCCUCGUCCUCCCUCCUCACCCUGGCGCCGCCACCGCCACCGCCACCAUCGCGCUGCCAUGCGCACCCCCGUCCUUGUCUUUCUCCGAUGUCGCCUGUUUGGGCACAUGUCCCUCUGUUUCCCCUCCCCUCUUUUUUUUCUGGAGGGGGCGGGAGGGAUCGGGCACAUGUGCACGAGAAGAGGGAGCCAAGGGGAGUCUGGAGGGCAACCUCGCUUCCUCCCUUUCGACCCUCUGUGCUCAUCUGCUGGCGUACAGCACAGUGUAAUAUACCACCUAUACACACGCGAAUGUGUAUGCCCUCUCUCCC
This is a messenger RNA of Fonticula alba, 1889 nucleotides long. RefSeq lists its product as hypothetical. The transcript is spliced from 4 exons. Bases 142 to 1407 code for a protein of 421 amino acids. Lineage: Eukaryota; Rotosphaerida; Fonticulaceae. The record is from RefSeq and is a predicted model, not a curated record.